Messenger RNA from Anoplopoma fimbria (sablefish), 1620 nucleotides. It is a transcript of the gene drc12, whose product is annotated as coiled-coil domain containing 153. The record is from RefSeq and is a predicted model, not a curated record. The coding region runs from base 272 to 865 and encodes 197 amino acids. The transcript is spliced from 6 exons. Lineage: Eukaryota; Metazoa; Chordata; Actinopteri; Perciformes; Anoplopomatidae.
AACAAAGGAAAGGCUUUGACAUGUCUAACUAAAUGUAAGGAUCCGAUUACACGGCCCGUGUGCGGGAGCUCAAAAGGCAACAGAGCCCCUAGUAAAGUUGUGAUUGGCUGUUGUUUAAGUCAAUCAACUAUCAAUCAAGCUGGACAGUUAGUGCCAUGGCAACUCACUCAGCAACCAGUAUACCCAGCAACAAAGACUCAUCCCUGUAUGUAGUUGGUCAGUGCAUAAUGUGCACAAAGGUCUGAACACGCAGGUUCACAAGCAAGCAAACAUGCCUCCAAAGAAAAAAACUAAAAAGACCACAAAGAAGAUCCCAGAAAAAAGUGAAAAUGACUUGGAGGCAAAGUAUAGGCGCAGUGUUCUGGAUGUAGCCAUCCUACAGGAUCACAUUGCCUUACAGUGCGAGUCUGUAAAGAAGGUCCAGUCUGAUAGAAUUGACCUGAGGAGACGCAUGAGACACAUGGAGCAGGAGCUGCAGCACGAGAAACAAGACCACAGGGACGUCAACUCUGACUUCAGUCGCCAGUACAAAACCACACAGACAGAGCUGACCAACAAGGUAAAGAGAAUGGAGAAAGAGGUCAGCCAGCUGAAGGAAGAACUUGUGCUGUGUCAGGAGGAACUGAGUAAAGAGAAAAGAGAGCGCGAGCAGGUGGAACGGGAGAAGGACGCCACCAUAGCUGACCUCCAACACAAGCUGGACAACAUGGAAACAGACUAUGAGAAGAUCUUGCAUGAGAAUCUAGACGGCCUGAUUUCCCAGCUGUCUGUGGCUCGACAGAAAUGGGACGACAAGAGCACAACCCUUCAUCAAAAUUACAAGGAACUGCUCUCUGAGUUUGGCCUGAAUGCACAGCACAUCUGAAAGACAAAUGAAAGCAGCUGCUCUUCUCAGUGAGACACAUAUGUUUAAUGUUGGAUCUACAACUCGGUUCUAUCAGACUGUUGCAUCUGUUUGGUUCAAUUGAAAAUGAAGUCUGCCACAGCAUUCAUUUGUUACUUAGUAUGCCUAGCACAUGGAUGGAUGUUCUUAUAAUAUUUUACAAUCAGAGUUUCAAGUAGACUGAGUUAUCUAUGCAUGUGUUUAGAAGCUCAACAUGUGGUGUCUGUAAUGUUGUGUAAUGCCCACUAGAUGUAGCAAAUGACUGUUUAUGGUCAGGGAGAUGGUGGCUACAUAUCAUUGAUACCCAGAGGUUUAAAGAGUAUUUUAAUCUUAUAUUUUGGGAUUCAAUAUUUCUCAAAUCAUUUAAUAAUCAUAAAAGAGUGUGACAACUACACUAGCGUGAAAUUAAUUAUACUGGGUCAGAGAGCACUGUACAACAAUAAAUACUAACAUUAUCCUACAAAGGGUGGCGUGUUAACAAAGAAGGAAAUGUUGAUACAAUUUUCUCAGGCUGUGUUUUAUGCUGAAUCAUUGGACCAGAGGUCAAAUAUGGUAACAGGCAGGAGAUUAAGGUGGAAUUUACCACAUGAACCGAGAUGUAAGACACUAUAAUAUACUAUCCUCUGCAAAACUGUAGUACUUUUAAACUGCAGUGUUUUCAUUCAAACCAAUAACAACAAAACAGAAAUCAUGAGAUAGGAAAAUAUGAAAAGUAAAGUUCAGUAUGAGGCAGACUA